Pogona vitticeps (central bearded dragon) is the source of this 5285-nucleotide messenger RNA. RefSeq names its product CDC42 effector protein 5 (gene CDC42EP5). Gene Ontology annotation, molecular function: small GTPase binding. Gene Ontology annotation, cellular component: plasma membrane; cytoskeleton; cytoplasm. NCBI's taxonomy places the organism in Eukaryota, Metazoa, Chordata, Lepidosauria, Squamata, Agamidae. The record is from RefSeq and is a predicted model, not a curated record. Gene Ontology annotation, biological process: positive regulation of actin filament polymerization; regulation of cell shape; Rho protein signal transduction.
UUUGCUAGACUAGGGAGCGGAGUUGGUUAGGGGAGUGAAGUUAGUGGAAGCCGGAGGCGCGCCUGGUUACGCAGCCCCUGCGAUGGAAAAGCGGUAUGGGCGCCCCGGUGGCAGAAUUGCGGUAUAAAUAAAUAACAUUCCAGGCUGCCACCCAAGAAGGGGAGGAGUGGAAGCGUGUGACCCAGAGGUGGAUGAAGGAGAGGGAGUUGGAGGAAGGGAGCGCGAGAGGCAGACAGAUGAAAGAAGAGGAAAAGAGGACCAUUUCGAAGGAUUUCUGAGAACCGACAGCCUACUUCCUGGACGGAGCUUGCACAAAAGUAGUACCAGGGAGGUUGUAUAGUUCUGCCGCUUUGCUUCACUUGGCGCAGCCUCCUGGCAGCAGCAGCGGAUCGGGACGACUACAAAAGCAGGAAGCGAGGCGACGGGACGUUCCUGUGAGUCACCUAGAGCCGUGGGGGAAAAGGCAGCUCCGAGCGUGUGCUUUGCAAAGAUGCCUAUCCUCAAACAGUCUCCUGUUUCCCACUCCAAGAAGCGCCCCCGUUUGGAUCGGGCCAUGAUCAGUGCCCCCUUGGGUGACUUCCGGCACACGAUGCACAUCGGCCGUGGUGGAGAUGCUUUUGGCGACACGUCUUUCCUUAGCAGCCAUGGCGGAGCCAAGGCCAACGGGCUUCCCCCUGAAGUGGCCAUGUCUCCUGGGACACUCUCUAAUCCUGGAGAGGUCAGUGGUCACUUUGGACUGCUGGCUUCCCCUGGUAAUGGCAAUGGUGUCACUCAGAGCCCAGCAACGUCGACCCCUGAUGGCAGCUUUGUGGUAUUGCAGCACCCAGAGAUGGCAGAGUGGCAGCCUCAGAAGUCCCCUAACGGAGAAGACUGGAGUCUACAGCAGAAGUUCUCCUUGGAGAGCCCCGCUUUGGAACAUGCUGAAUCCCUUCUCUCUUUCCAGUUGGACUUGGGGCCUUCCAUCUUGGAGGAUGUGCUGGGAGUGAUGGACAAAGACUGGGACAGUCUCCAAGGAGAAGAAGAGGAAAGGCUGAGAGUUGAAAGCUCAAGCCCAGUGGAGCAAAUCCACCAAGAAGCAGGAAGAGGAGGAGGAGGAGGAGAGGAAGAAGAGGAGGACGACGACGAUGAGGAGGAGGACGAAGGGCAGGGCUACAGUUUCGAGGAUGAACAGGAUGAAGAGAUUGGGCUAUAGGAGGGAAGAGUGGUGCUGGUUUCUUCUCAAACCAUUCUUUGGUUUCUCUUCUUCCUUCUCCAGUGUCCCUCCGUGUCCUCUUCUACAGAAUGUCUGUCUGUCCAAGAGCAGUUAGCCGCUGGCAACCCAUAGGCCAAACCUGACCUGUAAUAACUGCAGGUUGACCCCCCACUGCUUGUCUGUGCCCUACCAAGCAGCCUUUUACCUUAAAAUCUCUCAUAGUUGAAUCCAAGAGGAAAAUAGGCAGAGGCAGGCAGAUUGCACCUCCAGUGUAAAUGUUGCUGUCUUCCUUUCCAUGUGCGGAAAAGCAAUGUGUCAGACUCUGGGGUUUUCCCCAAGAGAACGGUGGUCUGUCCUAGACUGGCAACGAGAGGAUUGUUUAUCUAGAGGACAAGUCAUAGGAUGCAUUAUGGAAUGCUACCUUUGAAAAACUGAAUUGCAGUGUUUGCCCUCAACAGUGCACCUCUCCUCCCCGCUCAAUUUCUUAUAUUCCUUUCAAGACCUGGGAUUGUGCAAAUCCUUCAAUGUAUUGAAAAAUGGAUCUUGAUUUCAAGCUCAUUCAUCCAUCUGGAAUCAGUAAAGUGAAAUGUCACUGAUGCUAUGGAAAACUUCCUCUCUUUCCAUUUCACCUUCCACACUUCUGUUGUUUCUUUUUCACUUACUUUGUUCUUUAUUCAGUUGAUAUAUUUUCCUCUCUAAACUUGGAGAUGCCUUUCUUUCUUUUUGUUUCUUCUUUGCUAAAGGAGUGGAAGAACACAUGGGCUGGUAUUUCUCCGUCAGGAUACCAAGUGUUAGUUAAAUGUGGAUGGAGAAAAAUGGAUUUAAGAUGGACAGAGAAGAAUGAAUAUGUAGAUAUUUUUAUUUAUCUGUCAAUCUAUCUAUUUACCUCCCCAAUCUUCAUUUCCCUUUCCUACCCAUCUUAAUUGUAUUGUAAUAUUCAACAAUGUCUAACCAUCUUUUUUUUCACCUGCUGAUAGUCUCUUCUCAGUUGUUACCCUUCUGUCUGUCCGCAUAUCAAUUCAUUGAUCAUUUCUGUUUCUCUUCAGUUGUUGCAUCAAUGUUAUCUGUAUACCCAAUGGCAGGACUGCAAGGCCUCUGUAGCUGGAGGAAGACACUGACAUUUUUCAGAUAGGAAGGAAAUAUUUGAGGCCAAAAGGAGGAUAAGAGCAUCCAGGCGUACCACCUUAAGGAGCCAGUCAAGAAAGAGAAGAUGGUCAGGAUUACCAUCUUAAAAGACGAAUGUUUAGAGACAUAAUGUGAAUUGACUGUUGAACAGAAUUUAAAUCGCUAUUUAGCUGGAUCCAUAUGAUUGUAACAAUUAUCUGUAGGUGACAGUAUAUAUUGGCAAAGGUAUAUGUGGGCAAGUUGAUUGGAAUCCCAACCCAUUUGACAUUUGUGUGGGGUGGGACCGAUUUAUAUUUUUAAAGAACAAAACUGGGAAUCUUAGGUAAAGAAAACAUGCAUUUUUGAUCUUUUUAAUUUGAGCUUGUGUUGAAUCUAUGGAGAUAGAACGGGGUCGCAUUAACAGACUGCAUCUCCAUCAUACAAGAACUGGACAGCCUUCUAAAUAAGGCACUUCAAAGGAGAAUACAAUGUAGCAGAUCAGAUAUGGUGAUAACUGAAGGAGAAUUUACUGGCUGACAGAAUUUUUUCCCUGCCUCAAACCUUGUGAUUCCAGAACCCCAUCCAUCAACUUAACAAUCUGUCCUUUUGCCCCUGAGUUAUUUUCUCUGCACUUUGUUUGAAAUGACACUCCUCCCCAGGCGUCCUGGACACUCCCUAAGCCGAUUUGCAUGGACACAGUUGGCAGAAAUUUAUUUUAUCAGGAGGUCAGUGGUAGGGAGUUGGGAAUUAAUCUGUCUCUUCACCAAAUCAUCAGCGUGUCUCCCAUCACCUCUCUUACUGCUCCUCUUGGUGUUGCUGCCACCGGUUCCUUAGGUGUAAAUGGGUUGAUCUACCACACUCCUAAAAUACUGUAGUCUGUAACUACUUUGUAGCCCAGAUCCCUCAUUUUGGCAAUAUGACUUAAAAGUUGGGGGGGGGAUGUUUUUAAUUUCUUAGGUAUCUGCUUAUGAAUGAGGUUCUUGGCCAAGUGACUCAUUGUUUGUUUGUUUUUACUUGUAUUGUGUAUACUUACUCCAGCUACAUGAAUCAAAAUGGGAAAGGUAUACUUGUAAGUCAGGCAGCCUUACAGGAAAAGUGCUCUCCCACGGCCAGUGCAGAAACAAGGUUCAUCAGGGAGCCCAGCCAGCUCCUUUUUCUGGAAAAAGGUAGUAAGUGCUGCCUGGGCCUUUGGUUGAGGCAAGAAGGGGAAAGGUUGCAUUUUCAGAAUUGCUGAAUAUUAGCUGAAUAUAUUCCCUGUGCAGUGGGAAGACUUGCUGCAUAACAUUAGUUUUUAUGUAUAGUAUCGGCUGGUGUGGAAGUGGGCUAAGAGUGGGCUGGGACCUUUUAAGAGAGACUUGGUGUGUAACGUAUUUUGCUAGGGAGGAGGAUGAGCUUAAGGGAAUGGACGUCCUCCUUACCUCCAAAGGAGAGGGAGCUUAGCAUGUAAGUCAAGUUAGAGGCAUUUCGUUGAGAUGUCAAGGAAGGACGUGGAGUAGAAUCAUUGGAUCCACCAGCCGCACAUCUUUUAGCGAAAUCUCUCUCCCCACCCUCACUCCUAAAACUGGUAGCUAAGGACAUUUUCAUUAAAGUAAGGAUAGCAGGAUGCAUUUGUCCUGUCCUGUAAUUUCAGUGCUGCUUCAGAAAAUAGUCAUGAUUUACAACCAGAUGUGGGCCAGCUAGUGGCACAGCCACCAUCCAUAGCUGAAGAUUGCUUUAGGACAUUGGCCUUCAUUCAGCGAGUGUGCAGUGGCACCAGAAGAAGUAGUAGAGAGAAGGGGAGACAAAGUUUAUCUGCUAGGUGUGGGGUUUUUCCAAUUUCUUGGACUACAAAUUCCAUAAUUCUCCUUUCUGGGAGAUCUGCCUUAUGUGGGUCACCUAGGAGAAAAGCCUCUACUGGAAGGCUCUGAGCUAGGCCUGACUCGACUCAGCUUCUUGUUUAGAAAGAAAGUUCCCAGCAAGCACUGGGGCAAGGACCAGAAGCUUGGCCAAAGCUAAGCCUCAAAAGUCUUCCCGUGAAGGCCUGUCUCCUAGAUGAACCCCAUUUAGGUAUCUGUCAGGUGUAACUCCCAGAAUGGAGAAUUAUGGGAUUUGUAGUCCAAGAAAUGUUUAAAAAUCCUGCCCCUAAUGUAUACUUUGAACCCAUUUGGCAACUAUUUAUCAAUGCCGAUAGGCCUUCACUCUUGUGAAUCAUGGUUUAGGGGUUAAGUGCUGAUAACCAUUCUUUCCUUUCUAUAUUGCAAUUAACUGGGUAUCCUGAGAGGAAGAAAUAAUUGUUCAAGCAAUGUGUGUAAUGUCAAGAAGCCACAACAGGAGUAGGAAUAUCCUCAAAAUGGCAUCUGCCAUAGGUUGGGGCUAAAGGUUGGCACUGCAUCUGGGAAGAGUCAGGAUAAUGGCUGUUGGAUGAUGAGUGAGAAUCUUCAAAAUGGAGAGCUGUGGGUACUGUGGUCAAGUGGUUUUUAUUUUUUUUAAAGUUUUUUCUCACUAUGUAUCCUAAGUUAUUUUAUAACCUCAAAUUGUCCUUCCCUCUCCCUGUGGAAGCUGUUUAUCUCUGGUUUCAAAAGGAGAAAGCUGGAAAAAAAAUGAAUUCCUGCAGUGACCAUGUUUGCCUCUUGAUAUUUUUUAAAGCUGUUCUAAGGAGGCAUCGCUGGGAUCCAGUGCAGUAGAGAUCAGGGCCGGAUUCUGAUCUCCAUUUCUUUAGAGGAAGGACAAAACCUCCCACAGUCAUCUCAUUUAUUCAUCCACACUUGUGAUUUAAGUCUGAAGCCUAUUCCUUAGAUCUCUUGCUACCUGUGAUCAGUGCUGCUGCACAGUGGGUCUAUAUGUACAUUUAUUAUUUUGUAAUAGCUCAUUUUAUGGUUUUCUGUGUAAGAAAAUGUCUAUAUAACCCCCCUUCUCUACAUUAUGUUAAUUUUAUCCUACUAGAAAAAAUAUUUGUACAGUGACCAAAAAGUGUUUGAUAUUUCUUGUAAUUAAAAGACAAUUAGUUUUG